GUGACUGGUUGGAAAUGGCAGCUUCUCGGGACCCCUAAACCACUUUGGCAAAAACGGAAGAAAUGUGCCGCUUAAAAUGGACUAAAUCUAUUAAGGGAAUAUCAACAGUCCAGCCGUGAGCCAUAUCGACAGACAGAAGAGGAAUUAACACCGUUAUUUCUGUACACAGCGUCUGUCUGUCCGUGUGAAGUGUGUUUGUUGACCGCACUGGGGUAAGAGUCGUCCAUUAGCAUUAGCAUUAGCUCCGUUAGCUCUUCUGCAACCCCGCCGCUGCCUCGCUCUCUCCGCUGGGCUUUUCGCUCUCAUUCCGCCGCAUUCCCUCCCCUCAAUCCCUGUCUACCGCUGCGGGUCAUGAAAAGCUGCUUUUGUCCGAAAAGGAAGGACGCAUUGCCGCAUUUAACAAAUUCCUUCAUGAUGCCUGAAGUACGAGACCUUUCAGACGCCCUCCCAGAGAUGCCAAUGGACCCCAUUACUGGUGUUGGGGUUGUGGCUUCAAGAAACAGAGCGCCUACCAGCUAUGACGUGGUUGCACAAACUACAGAUGGGAUUGAUGCAGACUUGUGGAAAGAUGGGCUGUUCAAAUCCAAGGUGACCCGCUAUCUGUGCUUCACCAGAGCCUUCUCCAAAGAGAACAGUCAUUUAGGAAACGUGCUUGUAGACAUGAAGCUCAUCGACAUCAAGGACACGCUGCCCGUGGGAUUUAUUCCUAUUCAGGAAACUGUGGACACACAAGAGCCAGCGUUUAGGAAGAGGAGGUUAUGUAUUAAAUUCAUCCCGCGAGAUUCCACUGAAGCGGCCAUCUGUGACAUCCGAAUCUUAGGACGAUCCAAACAGGCACCUCCACAGUAUACGUUCAUCGGAGAGCUGAACAAUAUGGGCAUCUGGUAUCGCAUGGGAAAGGUGCCACGGACCCAAGAAUCUUCACCUGUCCAGAACAACAGCUCCACCGCCAAUACCAACAACAUCCAGACUGUCACGAAUAACUCCAACUCCACUCCAGCCCCCGUUCUGCCCAAGCACAUAUCCAUGACCCUGCCAGCAUGUUUCAGGAAAAGCACAACCAGACCAGACUUUGAACACCAGAACCUCUAUGCCAUCUCUGCUAUGGACGGAGUGCCUUUCAUGAUCUCAGAGAAGUUUGCGUGUGCCUCCAGCGACCUGGAGCAGGUGGAUCUGAUGGGCAUCAGGAUCAAGACAUUAGCAGAGAUUGAGAAAGAGUAUGAAUACAGUUUCAGAACGGAGCACAGUGCCGCGGCCCGUCUGCCCCCCAGUCCCACCAGAACGUCGCUGGGAUCUGAAGCCUAACGCUGGAGGAAGAAGCAGGAGAAGAUACUGACUUCUGAAGUUCUGAUAUGAGCAGUCUUCUCAAAACAUAAAACUAAUGUGAACGUUCGCUGGAGGGAAGAAUGUGGUGUUCACUUUUUCUUUGAAAAACAAACUGAAAUCAUUUCCUGUGGUCAAGUUUAGUCUCUCUUGAGUUAAUGCUGCUUUUUCAUAAAGAGCUUUGAAGACGAUGAGGAGCUCCGUCACUGCAGCCGAUCGAAACCACUACGGUCGCAUUUGGAUGACCGGGACUGAAUGGAAUGCUUGUGGAAACUCUAUAAUGUGUAUCUUUGACAUGAAAGUGUUUAAUCUGACCUCCGGACUGUUAGUGACCUUCUGAAGAGACGAAUUUGGAGGAUUUCCGAGUUGACAGAGCGUGCAUGGUUUUUAUUUUGUGUCGUUUGUCUCUCUUUGUUCGUUUGCUCGCUUGAGGUUUUCUUGAGACCGCAGCGACUGCAUGACACAAGUCGUUUGUUUGUUUCUGGGCUUCGGAAAUGAAGCCCAGUUCUCUGCACUGUUACAGGACUUUUGAAGCAUUUCAAUGUUUUUGUGUUCGUCUUAAAAAAGAAUUUCGAUCAAAACACUCCAACUUUAAACAAAGCCUCGUACAUAGACAAGCGAUGAAUCAGGAAUGCGAUGUUUUUAGACCGUCUGUUACUUGUUUUCUCUUUUCGUCUUCGUGACGUCUGGAUGGAUUUUUUUUCUUGUCAACCCUGACAUAUUUUAUAUGACUAAUUUUCAUCCUUCUGUAAAUGUUAAAUGGUGCUCGAGCAGGUGACUAUUGUUUGUAUCUGGACAUUUCACGCAUUUAAGUUCACCUUUUUAAUGUGAAUAUAUGUGGAGUCAUUUUUAUCCCAAAAUCAAUUACAAUUUCAAGCUUUUGCAUUAAGGAAAUCAUCAAUUUAUGACGUUAUUUUUAGCACAUUUUCACGGUAAUAUGAACAGUCUCAUAAAUGCAAAAUUUAUUAUUUACAAAUAGGAUUGUUCUAAUAUGUUUUUUGGCAUUUCAGUCAAAACGCAAGAAAUCAUAGUGUGCUAAGGAUGUCCUUUUUCCUUAUGCAAAAUUAAAUAGCUAAUUUCUUGCUUUUGGGAUAAAGUAUAAUCCAGUUCUUUGCCUUUUUUCAAGAAUGAGCUGAAAAUUGGCCUUUCCUCCACAUUCGUCCAAGAAGCAGCUGAGGUAGUUCUGCUCUCGCUGCUGUGUUCUUGUGAUGGUGGAAGUUCAGUGUAUUUUUUUCAGCCAUCUCAGGUGAGAGUGUUUAUAUAAGUGAAGACGUCAAUCCUUUUCACUGUGAGACUCACACACUCCCAUGGGUUUGAGGUUUAUCGUGAGUCAACCGCCCAAGAGUCUUACCACUAAGCUUUUCCUUUGACAGUGAUGAUAGGUUGGCCAAUUGUACCUUAUGUGCUAUUCGUGUGUGUUUUAAUGUGUUUUUUUUCAGGAUUCAGUCAAAAUAUUCUGUUGAGUUUAUUCCUGUUAAGUUUCAUUUUGAAUCCAGUAAUGAUUUAAUAUAUCUGGAAACAGCCAUAGGAGACCUUUAGAUCUAAAACACCACGAGGUAGAAAUGAAUACUAACAUCUCAUCUCUGAUAUGAUUCAUUCACAAACUACAGUUUACAAACAAAUUAGAGAAACUGAACUGAAGUUAUUAUGUAGGUCACAGUUGUUUUAAGUUGUUUUAGUCAUAUUUCUUCAUUUCAAUUAAAGGCCCAUUGAUCAUGCAGCGGUAUAUAGUUCUUUAGCAUGACAUGGUUUAUUUUUAAAUGUAACAGUUUUUGUUGAAUUAUUUAAGAAUUUUAUAUAAAGACUAAUUUAAAUGUUUAGGGGUAUCGCUAGAUUGUUGUCUCCCCAUCCCUUUUGGUCACACGAACAAAUAAAAUCUGUUGUUUAGUUAUUGCACUGCGUAAAUGAGUAAGCCCGUUUACCGUUUUCUAAACUGUUCAAUGUAUAUCAUCCAGUUAAAAAUCAUUGUUUUGACUUCUUUAUGAACCCGCUGUGUUUGUCAUCUGAACUGAUUUGAAUUUCACAAAUGUGAAUGCCAGAGUUAACUGCUGGUUUGAUUUUUGUGCUUCAUUAUAAAGUUACUAUAAACUUCAUGCAUUUCUGAACAACAGAGUAAUGAGUUUGCAAUCAUUUUAAUAUCCGUAAAUGAGAAUUACAGUAAGCUUUUAUGCACAGUUCACUUACUUUAUUUUUUUAUCAUUUACUCACCUUCAUGUCAUGUAAAAUCUGUAUGUCUUUCUUUUGCAGAACACAAUAUUUUGAAAAAUAUUGGUAACUAGACGACGUUGGCCUUCCUUGGCUUCCGUUUUAAUCAGAGGCAUUUUUCCAAAUAUUAUCUUUUGUGUUUCACAGAAAGAGUUUUGGCUGACAUGACUGUAAGUAAAUGAUGCUAGACGUUGUGUGAAAUUAUCCGUUUAAGAGUUAAAUGUCUUUAAUUAUUUUUUUGCAAUGUUUGUCGAAGUAGAAUGCCUUCUACUUUGUUGCCCUAAAAUUUCUCAGUGUUCAAUG
This is a messenger RNA of Triplophysa rosa, 3831 nucleotides long. It is a transcript of the gene mvb12ba, whose product is annotated as multivesicular body subunit 12Ba. Gene Ontology annotation, cellular component: ESCRT I complex; late endosome. The transcript has 10 exons. NCBI's taxonomy places the organism in Eukaryota, Metazoa, Chordata, Actinopteri, Cypriniformes, Nemacheilidae. The record is from RefSeq and is a predicted model, not a curated record. The coding region runs from base 352 to 1305 and encodes 317 amino acids. Gene Ontology annotation, biological process: regulation of epidermal growth factor receptor signaling pathway; virus maturation; viral budding.